AUGUCACCUUUCAUAUCAUUUCUAAAAAUUAUCUUCUUAAACUCAAUAAUAUACUAAAAUUGUUUAACUAAUAUAGAAGAAGACUGUAAAUACACAGAUUUUUCAAUUGUUGGAACUAGUAAUGCAACUACAGAUAGAUGUGGAUCUGAUGAUUAUAAUUUAUAUAUGGGUGCAUAUGGAUUUUAAAGUACUGUUUCAAAAACCUUUCCAAGAAUACCACCUAAUCAUGGAUUAGAGCUUUAGGUUGGAAUUUGGAAAUUAGACUCAUGGGAUUCUGAAGGGUUUGAAAUAUGGGCAAAUGAUUAAUUGAUAGAAAAUUUAAUUUACACAGGGCCUAAGGGAAAUACGAUUUGCAGAAAUGAAAUUUUUUAAGAUUAAUUUACACAUCUUAAACUUAAGUUUCAAAUUACAGAAGAAGAUUUAACUAUCAAAUUCAAAGAUAAAUUAAAUACAAUGGCUAUUGAGAGUGAUCUUUGGGAUGGUAAUUUAUUUAUAUUUAUGAAUUAGAAUCAUGGGGUUUUCGGGAUAUGAUUCUUAGACUUUCUAUUCCUUGUGUCAAUUUUUAUAGUGAAUGCAAUUAUUAAGGGACUUUAUUUUAGAUAUGCAAAGGUGAAUAGACAAAAUAACAGGAUGAUAUUCCUUUUGAAAUUAAAUCAAUAUUUAUGGGACCAAACAUUAUUGUUUAAUUUAAAGAUCCUAAUUAUUUUGGAGGAAAUUUAUAAGAGUUUACUUCUUCAGAACCUUGUUUAGAUAGUUAUUCUUAAAGUAAAACUUAUAAAGUAUAUUAUUACCAAAUACUCUUAGUUUCCGAAAUAAAAUUAAUUAGAAUGA
Molecule: messenger RNA, 831 nt
Organism: Paramecium pentaurelia
Lineage: Eukaryota; Ciliophora; Oligohymenophorea; Peniculida; Parameciidae
Source: the annotation of a GenBank genome assembly